GUCUGCUGCUUCACUCAGCAGUAACAGAAGACAGCGAGAGAAAAAAAUACAACAGAGCUCUGGAGCUACCGCUGGAUUUUUAAUGGGGAAUAGGCAGCAACCUCUCCUCAGGAUGGAGCAUUUAUGAGGAGGCUUGCUGUGCCAGUCUUGCAGGAAAUGUCCACAUACUUAGCCUUAGAGGGAAGGAGGAUUUCUAACAGAGUAGCUGACGCUGCUCUUUGUGGCAUGAAAACUGUGUGAGGAGCUCCAGGAGAAUUUCCUCCGAUUAACCGGAAAGCUUUGAUCUUCUCGCAGCUUUUUUUUUUCUUUGUUUUUUCUCUCCACGUGAUCCAACCUGUGGUUCCACAGGUCAAGGCGAAGUUUAAAACAUGACCGCCAUGCAAAAGCUGCUGCAGCUGCCGGUGAACGCGGUGAACAUGGUGAAGACCGUGCAAAGUCAGGUCCAAGGCCAGGAGGAGGACAAGAGCCCCGUGCUGACUCCCGAUAGCGGGCAGCAGGCUUGGUACAGCGCCCUCCAGCCUGAUGAGCUGCGCCACCUCCGAUCUGGAGGUACAGGUGGAGGAGGAGGAGCUGACCAGGAGGAACGAGCCCCACUGGAGGAAGGUGGUGGAGGUGGUGGUGGUGGUUUCCAAACUCAACCGCUGCGACAUGACGACUUGAAAGAGAUGCUGGACAGCAACAAAGACUCCCUGAAGCUGGAGGCAAUGAAGCGGAUUGUAGCUAUGAUUGCCCGAGGUAAAAAUGCAUCAGAUCUCUUCCCCGCUGUGGUGAAAAACGUGGCUUGUAAAAACAUAGAGGUGAAGAAGCUGGUCUAUGUUUACUUGGUGCGUUACGCUGAGGAGCAGCAGGAUCUUGCUCUGCUUUCAAUUUCCACGUUUCAGCGAGGUCUGAAGGAUCCGAACCAGCUGAUCAGAGCCAGCGCCCUGCGAGUCCUCUCCAGCAUAAGAGUAACAAUCAUCGUUCCAAUAAUGAUGUUGGCCAUCAAAGAAGCUGCUUCGGAUAUGUCUCCGUAUGUCAGGAAGACCGCAGCACAUGCAAUCCCUAAACUAUACAGUUUGGAUCCUGAACAAAAAGACCAGCUGAUUGAAGUCAUAGAGAAACUCCUCGCUGACAAAACCACGUUGGUGGCAGGAAGCGUUGUGAUGGCUUUUGAAGAGGUGUGUCCGGAGCGCAUUGAUCUAAUCCACAAGAACUACAGGAAGCUGUGUAAUCUCUUGAUUGAUGUUGAGGAGUGGGGGCAGGUCGUCAUCAUCAACAUGCUAACCCGCUACGCCAGAACGCAGUUUCUCAACCCAAACAUCAAUGAGUCCCUGCUGGAGGAGGGAGGCAGCGGCGAUAAGACCUUCUACGGCUCAGAUGAAGAUGAGGAUGAAGACGAAGAGGAGAAGGAGAAGAAGGCCGAGGCUGCUGCCAUGGCUAAGAGGAAGCCAUAUGUGAUGGAUCCAGACCACCGACUGCUACUAAGGAAUACCAAACCGCUCCUGCAGAGCCGCAACGCAGCUGUGGUGAUGGCUGUGGCUCAGCUGUAUUUCCAUCUGGCCCCUAAAGCGGAGGUUGGUGUGAUUGCCAAGGCCCUGGUCCGUCUCCUGAGGAGCCACAGUGAAGUCCAGUAUGUUGUUCUUCAGAACGUGGCAACAAUGUCCAUUAAGAGACGGGGGAUGUUUGAACCAUAUCUGAAGAGUUUCUACAUCCGCUCAACAGAUCCAACUCAGAUCAAAGUCCUAAAGCUGGAGGUUCUAACCAAUCUGGCCAACGAGACAAACAUUUCCACCAUCCUCAGAGAAUUUCAGACAUAUAUUAAAAGCAUGGAUAAAGACUUUGUGGCUGCAACAAUCCAAGCCAUUGGUCGCUGUGCUACCAACAUCAGCGAGGUGAGGGACACAUGUCUGAACGGUCUUGUGCAGCUGCUCUCCAACCGAGAUGAGUUGGUGGUUGCCGAGUCAGUGGUUGUUAUCAAGAAGCUGCUGCAGAUGCAGCCGGAGAAGCACAGCGACAUCAUAAAGCACAUGGCGAAACUGACCGACAACAUUCAGGUGCCAAUGGCACGGGCAAGUAUCCUGUGGCUGAUUGGAGAAUACUGUGAGCAUGUACCUAAGAUCGCCCCAGAUGUUCUAAGGAAGAUGGCCAAGUCAUUCACUAAUGAAGAGGACAUUGUGAAGCUUCAGAUCAUCAAUUUGGCAGCCAAGCUAUAUCUGACCAACUCCAAACAGACUAAACUGCUGACGCAGUAUGUUCUCAACUUGGCCAAAUACGACCAGAACUACGACAUCCGCGACCGGGCACGCUUCAUUCGCCAACUCAUCGUGCCCACCGAGAAGAGUGGAGCCCUAAGCAAGUAUGCUAAAAAGCUGUUCCUCGCCCUCAAACCUGCACCCGUCCUUGAGUCUCCUUUUAAAGAUCGAGACCACUUCCAGUUGGGUUCACUCUCCCACCUGUUGAAUGCCAAGGCUGGGGGCUACCAGGAGUUGCCUGACUGGCCUGAAGCUGCCCCUGACCCCUCCGUGCGCAACGUGGAGGUGAAGGAGUCUGUUUUUACGCUGCUUGAAAGAGUCACAACAUUAACAAGUGUGCCUGAGUGGACCAAAUGCAGUAGCCGUGAGAAGAGGAAGGAGAAGAAAGUAGAAAAGCCGUUCUACACCGACUCAGAGGGAGAGUCUGGUCCUACGGAGUCUGCUGACAGUGAGUCAGACUCUGCCAGUGGCUCGGAAAGCAGCAGUGGCAGCGAGGAGAGCGGGUCGGGAUCAGAGAGCGAAGAGAGUAAGGAAGCCUCCGAGUCUGAGGAAGAAGAAGAGGAGGAGGAAGAGGAACAGAAGAAGAAAAAAAAGAAAGAUCUAAAGAAGCCAGUGCAAGAAAGCGAAAGUGAGCAGAGCAGCGAAGAAGAAGAGAGGAAGCACCAGAGGAAGAGUAAACCGCGCAAGAGCGAGUCAGAGUCUGAAUCUGACGAAGAUGAGGAAAGCGAGUCUGAAAGCAGCCAGUCAGAGUCUGAAGACUCGGAGUCAGAGGCUGAGGUCAAGAAGAAAAAAAAGACGGCUGAAUCUAAACCUCCUCCCAAGCCUCUCAAGAAAGAGAGCAAGAAAGAAAAGAAAGAAAUGUCUCUGCUCGACCUUGAUGAUUUUGAACCUGCUCCCUCACCACAAGUCACACCGGUCAACACCUUCCUAUCCAACAGCCUCGUGACCGACCUGGAGGGGCUGUCUUUGUCUGACUCUGUCCUCUCCCCAGCAACCAUUGCUCCCUCCAGCGCGCUGAAGAGCUACGAGCUGCUUCACCGGAUCACGGGUGAGGGUCUGUCGGUGGAGUACUGUUUCAGCCGGCAGCCUUUCAGCCCUGACGCCAACAUGGUGGCGGUGCAGAUGCAGUUCACCAACAGCGCCUCUUCCGACACCAAGAACCUGCACAUAGAGGAUGUGAAGCUCCAGUCUGGGAUGAGGGUCAAGGAGUUCCCAGAGAUCGAGCUACUUCCGGCAGGUGAGACGGCCACAGCUGUGAUGGGCAUCGAUUUCUGUGAUUCAACGCAAGCAGCAAACUUCCAGCUGUGCACUCACACCAGGAAAUUCUUCGUGUCGAUCCAGCCACCUGUCGGGGAGCUGAUGAGGCCCGUCUUCCUGACAGAGAACGAGUUUAAAAAGGAACAAGAGAAGCUAUUACACAAUCUAGGUCAGCUGAUGGGCAUGAACGAGAUCACAGAGAAACUAACUUUGGACGUCAAGUGCCGAAACGAACACGCCAUCGUCCAGAGAGUGACCACCGCUGCCAACCUCAGCAGAGUGCCCUGUGGGUCAGAUAAAGAGUGCAGGUUUGCAGGCAGGACGGUGACCAGUGGCAGCUUGGUGCUGGUCACCGUGGCAACCAAAGAGGAAGGAGCCGCCCAGCUGACGGUCAACUGUGAGAAAAUGGUGAUCGGCACGAUGCUGGUGAAAGACAUCCUCCAGGCUCUAACGCAGUGACGCGAACCAUCUCUCCAGCUUUGAACUCCGCCUCCACCUGUACUUCAGCCAUCCCUCACAUAUCAUCUAAGACUUGUCAGUGUAGCAUCUCCUGCGAGCCGUGUCAGUGAGGAAGCUUCCACAACAUUUGUUUUGUUAGAAGAGCCCCAAACCUUUAGAAAUGACUCCCAGAGACAGUGAAUGCCACACCUGGACCUGACAAUUAAAACUGAACCUGAAUGUUUUUACUUGACUUUCCAAAAAUACUAAUUUCCGAACGUUUUGGGGUUUUUUUUCUUUCCUUGAGGAGCUAAUUGGACUUACUGGACUCACAUUUACUUAAUCUAAACCUUCUUUUCUUUAGUAUAAAGUUAAUGUCAGAAUUUGUUUCCUGGAUAAACAUUAAUCGAGGCUGCAGGUUUAUUCUUGACUUUGAGAAAAAACAGUGGCUCUGAAACGUUCAGCCACAGCCUGUGAUCUUCCUCAGUGGAGGCAGUUGCUCAGUUGUCAUCGACAAAGACUGAAUAAACUGCAUUUUUCAUCAUUUGUGAAAUCAAAAUCAGCUACAGCGACGACUAAGUCAUCCGUGAUAUUCAAAUCCAAUUUGUGAUGCUAGAUUUUUCUGUGCUCUCACCUGGUACAUAAUAAAAUCUGAAGUAGGACACAUCUUCAAAAAAAAUCCAGAAGAAUCUUCAAUCAGUAGUAGUAACUGGACUCAUCCGCCUUCUGUUAAUGCUGUAGUCAGGUUUUACAAAGAUUAGGUGAGCAAAAAAUAAACAAAAACAUGUGCAGUAAGAUGUUCACUAGGUUCAGGCUAUUAACACUGUGCAGUAAGAAUAUGUGACUCUUGGCGAUCAGGACACUUUAUUUUCCCAAUAAAGUGGUCCUACACCAUAAACGUCGCUCACUCACGAGCUCCCUUGAUUUUUCUUUUUUUAAAUCUCAGGCUAGAUUUAAUCCAUGUGUAGGAAACUGAAAUAAUCCCAUCUACAUUGCGACUGCUGGUUUUAUAUACUUUUUGCUUUUAUUCCAACUUUAUGUAUAUCAAGUAAUGACUAAACCAUCUCUAUGACAAAUGAGCAACAUCAUACGCUGGGGAAAGACUGGACCUCCACAGGUUUUCGUCGGAACUAAAGGAGGUCUUUCUAUGGUGUUAACAUGAAGAUGAGACAACUUUCAGUUCAGUUCAUUUUAUUUAUAUAGCUACAAUUCACAACAAAAGAUAAAAAUCUUACAACAAUAUAGAGUAAAUCCCAACAAUCAGAUGCCCCCUGUGAGCAAGAAAAACUCCCUUUUCCUCUGGAUGGGCAUCCAUCUGCUGCAACUGGUUUGAGGGGCUAUCAAACUGCUUUAAGAUGGAGAGAUACUCUGAGAUAGACGGAGUGGGUAAAAGACUAUCAUAUUCCCUCAAAUCGGGUGGCACUGUCACAGUUAUUUGAAAUCAUUACAAGAUACAAGAAGAUUGCUGAUCUAAGACGGCUACCAUUCAACCUCAACUAUGUGAUUUUGGUAUAAUAUUAAUGAACAAUUCCCCAGAGUUUUAUCUCAUAAUUUGGUGAUUUUUAGCAUGUGGUUAGCUGUCAAAGUGCACAUGUUCAUCACAGUAAGUGGGGCAUUGAUAAAAGCUGAAAUGUAUACAUGCUGUUUUAUUGCAACAUGCAAUGCAGUACUACUGUAAGGUGUGGUGUGUGUCUGUGUGUGAGUGAGUAUCAGCCUAACAAUAAGAAGUAGCGCUUUUGAUUAAAAACUGUAACACUUGACUUGACAUCAUCAUGAAGCACAUUAAAAUCACCAAAAUCCUCAUGCUGAUUAUACAGAAAUGUUUUUUUGGUUGCUUUUCUCUGAUUGCUGUGAAUUAAACCCAGCGUUUAACCCCAACGCCAACAAAAAUACUUAACGAAUAUCAGCAAAUUAUUUUCCUAAUGAUCAUUUGGAUAAAUGAUUUAUCUGCUGGUGAUAUUCUCGUAUAAGUGAAUCGGGACUGUAAAAAAAUAGGAUUUUUGCCCACUAAAUUCUCAACUGAGUCUUGUAGACAAGCAUUUACUGUAAGUCAUUCUACAUUUAAUGAGGUGGUAGUUGUGUCUUCAGUUUGUUUAUGUGCAUAAAGGAAGUAAUAUAUUGACCAUAGAGCUGUAGCAUAUUUUUCUAAUUUUUAUUAACUUCCGAGAAGGCAAAGCUAGCAGUUCUCGUGUUUUGUGUCAAGCUAAUGGGUUGCUAUCUGUAGCUAUAGAGUUAGCUUUCCCAAAUGAGACUUAACUGAUUUUUGGCAAUACAGCAAAGAUAAAUAUUUGUCAAAAAUAUCAAUGCAUUCAUUUAGAUUUCUAUUUUCAGAAAACUCAGCCUAUAUUUACUAGUAAAUAACACAAUGAAGCUUUGAAGUGAAAUAUUCACAAAAACAAAACUCAACCCAUUCAGCUUUCCAUAAAGUUGAUUUAGUAAAGAAACAUUUAGAUUAUGUUUGAGUAUGUGCUGAAGAUAAUGUGCGUGAUUUUCAAGUUAAGUGUUGCUUUUCAUCUCAGUGGUCAGGCUGGUUUCGUGGCUAAUUACAUUUGAUGCCCCUUUUUUCCUUUUAAUAUCCUCAUCUGUGCUGCAGACGCAUGUUUCUUAAUUCUAGCAGUAUCUGUGCACUUCUUUUUACUGUUGGAAACUGUAACUGUAAUCUUCCAAAGCUACAGGAGUAGUGAAAGGACUUUAUUUUGGCCUUUAACGUACUCCUCGCAUUGUCUGUUAUUUGCCCGUUCGCUCCAGCAGCCAUGAUGAUGAAAGUAAACAAUAAGAAAGUCUACUUUCAAAAGUAAAAAUACAGAAAAGAGUGAACUCUAUUCUCCAAAUCAUACGUAGGGCCAUAUGUUUCAUCUGCUUUCAAAAUAUCCAAAGUACAGUUCCUCAUACCCGUGUGUGGUUGUGAAAUGUGGUCCUGAGGUAUUACAAGUAUAGUUAUACAAAUAAAAGUACAGAUAUGG
Maylandia zebra (zebra mbuna) is the source of this 6889-nucleotide messenger RNA. RefSeq names its product adaptor related protein complex 3 subunit beta 2 (gene ap3b2). Gene Ontology annotation, biological process: intracellular protein transport; vesicle-mediated transport. Lineage: Eukaryota; Metazoa; Chordata; Actinopteri; Cichliformes; Cichlidae. Gene Ontology annotation, cellular component: membrane coat; AP-3 adaptor complex. The record is from RefSeq and is a predicted model, not a curated record.